This is a messenger RNA of Nicotiana attenuata, 1510 nucleotides long. Its product is annotated as flocculation protein FLO11. The coding region runs from base 85 to 1281 and encodes 398 amino acids. The transcript has 6 exons. Lineage: Eukaryota; Viridiplantae; Streptophyta; Magnoliopsida; Solanales; Solanaceae. The record is from RefSeq and is a predicted model, not a curated record.
AUUCAGUUAAUACAGUUUUCACAAAGAGAAAUGAGUUUUCAAUAACUGCAAGACCUUUCAACUCCAAUUGAUUCUCCCUUAGCCAUGCUCCACCUCAGCUCCGCCGCACUCCACCACCACUCCACCGCUGACCCGGCCACCGAACAACAAUUCUCCGGCGACCCAUCACCUGAAAAAACCACCCUUUACGGCGGCUCCACUACUAAAACAACAAGAUAUUCAAACUGUAACUACACUUCAUCUCUUGAAGAACCAUUCCCUAAAAGAACCGCCACUGAUACCGCCCUUCUACCACCACCGCCCAUUUCUACCACAACCGGCGGCGGCGACACCAACAACCACCACCAUAUCCUCGAAGGGUUCACCAAACUCCCACUUCCAAAUUACAACUACCAAGAAUCUAAUUCUACUUUUUUGAAACCUCAGCUGAUCGGAAAUUCAAGAACUCCGUCACCUUCACCGUCUCCGGCAAAGCCGCCGUUAGUGCCAGCCCAGUUUCCUACACCACUUUAUCGGACUUUAUCUGAUCCGACUGGAUUUUCUGGCUCUGGUUCUAAUAAGAGAAAAUCAGCUACUACUCAAAGUCCACUGGCAAGAACAACAAGCUGGUCACCAAAUACAAUUCAAGAUUUAGGUGGUGGCGCUUUUAACAAAAAUGGAGAAUCUCCUAAUGCUUUGAAAUCUACUACUCCUCCACCACAAUGUGCACUGUCAAGAACAGCUAGUUGGUCACCAAAUAAUGUCCAAGAAUUUGGUGGUGGAGCUUUUAACAAUAUUGCAGAAUCUCUUAAUGCUUUGAAAUCCACUACUCCUCCAACACAAUGUGCACUGUCAAGAACAGCAAGCUGGUCACCAAAAAAUGUUCAAGAAUUUGGUGAAUCUCUUAAUGCUAUGAGAAAAUCACCUACUCAAAGUGCACUUGCAAGAACUGGUAGCUUGUCACAAAAUGUUCAAGAAUCAAGUGGUGCUGUUAACAAUGCAGAAUCUCCUACUACAAUGAGGUUAAAGAGAAUGAAGGAAGGAAUGAAAGAAAUGAGACAAUGGUUUGAUCUUAUGAUUCAAGAAGAUGCUCAAGUAGAAAAAGCUUCCUCUGAAGAAAACAAGAGUUUAAAGGAGAAUGAGACAGAGACUGAAACUGAAACAGAAGCGUCGUGUGAGGAAUCUGUGUGGGUGGAGAGAAUGGGGAAUUCUCUGAUUCUGCAUUUUAGGUGUCCCUGUGGUGAUGGCUAUCAGAUUCUACUCAGUGGAAAUAACUGCUAUUACAAAUUGUUAACUUUCUGAAACCUUUCUACUCAAGUCCAUUGGUGGUUUAAAUGAUGAUCAGAUUCACCAAUCAUAGAACUAGCUAGUUGCCAUUUAACUCAGUAACCAUAUUUCAGCUGCAUUCUUUUAGUAGUGUUCUUUCAAAUAGUCAGGAGUCAUUUUACCAAUUUUGAUAGUUAUUAUAUAGUUUGUUUUUAGUCAAUGUGUGUUACUUCAUUCCUUUUAGAUUUGAAUUCAGGAUUUGUGG